AUGGCGCUGGCAACCACCACCCACACAGCCCAGCAAGUCAUCUCGGCCCUCAACCUCACUUCCCACCCCGAGAAAGGCUACUACAUUGAGACUUUCCGCGACCCGAACACCACCCCCGAGGGCCGCGCCCCCAGUACCUAUAUCUACUACCUCCUUGAGGGCGAGUCCGGCGUCUCACAUUGGCACCGCGUGCUGGACACUGUCGAAGUCUGGCAUUACUACGCUGGUGCCCCACUGCAGCUCUCGCUAGCCUGGGAUGAUGGCACGGCAGUGCGCGACCUUGUCCUAGGCCCGGACAUCUGGACCGACCAGCGACCACAGAUUGUGAUUGAACGCGGGGAGUGGCAGCAUGCCUUGUCGUUAGGGGACUGGACCUUGGUGGGAUGCUCCGUGGCCCCAGGCUUCGAAUUUGGGGGGUUUGAGAUGGCAGAGCCGGGGUGGGAGCCGAAGGGGCUGGUGGCCGGGGAAGAUGAUGACGGGAAGGGGCAGGAGAAGAUGAAGAACUGA
Messenger RNA from Aspergillus japonicus CBS 114.51, 507 nucleotides. Its product is annotated as cupin domain-containing protein. The transcript has a single exon. Gene Ontology annotation, cellular component: intracellular anatomical structure. NCBI's taxonomy places the organism in Eukaryota, Fungi, Ascomycota, Eurotiomycetes, Eurotiales, Aspergillaceae. The record is from RefSeq and is a predicted model, not a curated record. Bases 1 to 507 code for a protein of 168 amino acids.